AUGUUAAAGUCGAAAGAAAGUAAAGAAGCUGAGAUAUUCGAAUGUUUAAGUAGAGAUGACUCUUUCACUUUUAAUGAUAUGGAGAAUUUGGGUCCAUGGCAUAAAUAUGGAGGUAGCAUACAUUAAGAACUUUAAAGAAUAUCCUCAUUGAAAUUAGGCAAAUCAGUCUCUGAACAUCAAUCAGAUAAGAUAAUAGGGUCCAAUAUGUAAAUUGCUUAAAUGCAAUCGGGGAGAAGGUUUUCUUAAGAAAUUAUAAAGUAAACCUAAUUGCCACUCGAUGAAAAAAUAGUGAAAUCUGCAUCAAUCCACUAAGAAUCUAGAAGCAGAACACAAUUAUUCAAAUAACUCAGGUCACCUAAACCAAAAGAGAAUUCUUUAAUCACAACUAAACAAGAGGAAACUCAAACUAACCAUAUUAAAUAGGAGAAAACUAAUGUUGGUUUUUUUGUCCAAUGCUACCCUAAUAGAAACAAAUUUGAAAGAUCAAAAUUGUCUAAUUUUCAAUCUUCCAAAGAAUACUUCGAAAAAAUAACUUUGAAAAUGAUGUAUGGUCUUAAUAGAAUGUAAAAUGAUGAAACUACCUAAAAUACUAAUUUAAAUCAACAAUUUAUUAGGCAAUAAGAAUAGCAAGAAAGAACUUCGCAAACAAGAAAGGCUCCUAAGACAGUAAGCAGAAACUAUUUUUAUAAAAAAGAACUCAAAUUUCAUAGCUCCAAUACAUCUCAAAUAAACCUAAACAAAUCAAUCAAUAAUUCUAUCAAUUCCUUAUUGAAUCAACCAUAGAAUAUUCCAAAAUCGAGAAUCCCAUUUAAUAAAAUUAUAAAUAAAAAAACUGUUAUUUCUUUUGCAUCCCAUAAUCAACUAUUGGAAAAGCAGUAUUAACAAUCAUAAAUUCAAAAUAACAAGGUUUAAAGAAUGGUAAGCAGUUGA
Messenger RNA from Paramecium tetraurelia, 930 nucleotides. RefSeq lists its product as uncharacterized. Lineage: Eukaryota; Ciliophora; Oligohymenophorea; Peniculida; Parameciidae. The transcript is spliced from 3 exons. The record is from RefSeq and is a predicted model, not a curated record.